Pieris macdunnoughi is the source of this 651-nucleotide messenger RNA. Lineage: Eukaryota; Metazoa; Arthropoda; Insecta; Lepidoptera; Pieridae. The record is from the annotation of a GenBank genome assembly.
AUGGCUCAAGGAAAGAGUAUGGUCGAUGACAAAUCCCUUAUAUAUGAAGAAAAGAAAAUGGAGACCGAGUACUCUGCUUUCGCGAAACUCCUGCCCACAUACGAUGGGAACAGGAGAACAUUAGCAUUUUAUAUAGAAAACGUAGAAAACGCAUUAUCACUCAUUCAUAAUGCCGAUGACUUAAGCAUUUCUUGUUUAAUUAGAAAUAAAUUAAAAGGUAAAGCUGCUGAAGCACUUUCUGAAAAACCAGGCACAACAUCCUGGGUAGAAGUCAAACAAGUACUUUUAAGAAAAUUUGGUGAAUUUAGAACGACAACUCAGCUUGUACACGCAUUAACGCAUGUCACAAGAGAUAACAGCUCAUUAGAAGCUUUUGGUGAUAGAAUUAGGGUACUAAUGAGCGCACUAAUCACAGCAGAGCCAGAUAAACAAACCCACUAUGAACAAAUUGCAUUAGAGACGUUCCUUAACAGUUUAAACCCUAUAACGUCCCUAUCAAUAAAAAUUAAACACGUAGAGAACUUAGAUCAGGCCGUCAUAUUAGCCAAACAGGAGGAAGUAGACCUCAGAGCUAGACGACUUCAAUUUAAUAAAACUAAUCCCGUUAAAACAACGUCCAAAAAUAAAUUCAAUAAUAAACCAGGAAUAUAA